Molecule: messenger RNA, 6357 nt
Organism: Drosophila miranda
Lineage: Eukaryota; Metazoa; Arthropoda; Insecta; Diptera; Drosophilidae
Gene: GABA-B-R3
Product: gamma-aminobutyric acid type B receptor subunit 2
Exons: 11
Coding region: 609-4691 (1360 amino acids)
Biological process (GO): G protein-coupled receptor signaling pathway; gamma-aminobutyric acid signaling pathway
Cellular component (GO): G protein-coupled receptor heterodimeric complex; membrane
Molecular function (GO): G protein-coupled GABA receptor activity
Source: RefSeq, a predicted model, not a curated record
UUGAACGUUGAACGAGGCAUCCCUUUUGCAGCAUCCUUCAAUCAGGGAAUCACGGAUUUAUCAGUCAAAAGCGUAGCGCCUGCCACGGCGGACAACAGUUGCGGUCUGAAGCUCGUCGCGUGCGUGUACAUCCGGGAGAAAGCCAGCGUCAACGGCAACGGCAACGGCAACGGCAACCGAGUCUUCCUUCGAGCCUCGAACUUCGUCCUCGGCCACGUCCACGUCUUCGUCUUCGUUUCGUCUCUGGUUCGAAGUAAAUAAAACAAAUAGAAUUAUCUCCGGCCUCAAAUAUAGUCACUGUGUGUGUGUGUGUGUGUGUGUGUGUGUGGAAACGAAAUGAGACCAAAAGUGAGGCCAAUAAAAAGGCGAUAAAAUUGACGCCAAUCCAAGCGGAGGAGGAGCAGCGAAGGCGGGAGCAGGAGCAGGAGAGUGAAACGAUAAGCGUAUCCUGUCGGCACACAGUGCAUAAAAAGGCGAUAUAUAUUCCGUGUUCGAGCAGCAGGAGUCCUGCCACGAGUUUGUGUCCCGUGUUUAUAGCCGUUGCAGCCGCCUUCCGAUAGAUAGCCGACGACUAUUCCAAUGCCUUGGUGAUUAAUGGGCCAGGGCACAUGGCCGACGGGAUGCGCAUAACUCACUUGCCCCGAACGAGAUACUGCCGAUGGCUGGCCCUGGGAUUGGGCCUGGUGCUGGCCCUCGCCUGGACGGCAGCGGCAGCCGCAGCCAUGGAAUCGUCGGCAGAGCUGCAGGCCCUGGGAUUGGGAUUGGGCCGGGACCAUCAUCAUCAUCAGAGUGUGGCAAUUAAGCCGUCGCCAGGUGGCGAUGCCUUAAUUAGUGGCAGCCUCCAGCAACGUUCUUCUGGAGCCGGAGCACACACGGAACAGGAGCUGGAGAUGGAGAUGGAGCUGCCGUUGUUGGGGCCGCAGCAUCGCUCCAAUUGGAAGUACAAACGGACGAAAGUCAAGCGGCGGCAGCGCCUCAAUUCGCAGAGCAAUCUGCCGAGCAUCACGAACUCCUCGGCGCAGCCCUUCACGCCGCCGGCCACCCGGCAGCGCUACCUGAAGGUCAACCAGGUGUUCGAGAGCGAGCGCCGCAUGUCCCAGGCGGAGAUCCAGCGCAAUCACGGAAAAAUCGUGCUGCUCGGCCUCUUCGAGCUCUCCACGAAGCGGGGCCCCCGCCCGGACGGCAUCUCCGAGCUGGGGGCCGCCACCAUGGCCGUGGAGCACAUCAACCGCAAGCGCCUCCUGCCCGGCUACACCCUCGAGCUGGUCACCAACGACACGCAGUGCGAUCCUGGCGUGGGCGUGGAUCGCUUCUUCCAUGCCAUCUACACACAGCCCUCGACGCGGAUGGUGAUGCUGCUCGGAUCCGCCUGCUCGGAGGUCACCGAGAGCCUGGCCAAGGUGGUGCCGUACUGGAAUAUUGUGCAGGUCUCGUUCGGCUCCACCUCGCCGGCGCUGAGCGACAGGCGGGAGUUCCCCUACUUCUAUCGCACCGUGGCCCCGGACUCCUCGCACAACCCGGCGCGCAUCGCCUUCAUCCGGCGCUUCGGAUGGGGCACGGUGACCACCUUCUCGCAGAACGAGGAGGUGCACUCGCUGGCGGUGAACAAUCUGGUGACGGAGCUGGAGGCAGCCAACAUUUCCUGUGCGGCCACCAUCACAUUCGCGGCCACGGACUUCAAGGAGCAGCUUUUACUCCUGAGGGAGACUGACACGCGCAUCAUUAUCGGCAGCUUCUCGCAGGAGCUGGCCCCACAGAUCCUCUGCGAGGCCUACAGGCUGCGCAUGUUCGGGGCGGACUACGCCUGGAUCCUGCACGAGAGCAUGGGGGCGCCGUGGUGGCCCGACCAGCGCACCGCCUGCACCAACCACGAGCUCCAGCUGGCCGUCGAGAACCUCAUUGUGGUCUCCACCCACAACAGCAUCGUGGGGAACAACGUCAGCUACAGCGGACUGAACAAUCACAUGUUUAACUCGCAGCUGCGCAAGCAAUUUGCACAGUUCCAUGGCCAGGAUGCGGCAUCGACAGCCGGUGGCAACCGCAAGCGUGCCGCACCGCAAUCGGAUUUCGAUUUGGAUGUGGAUCCUAGCAGCCGGCGCAGGCGUGCCACUGGGAGCCACCUCUUCCCGGAGGCCAUCUCGCAGUACGCGCCGCAGACGUACGACGCCGUGUGGGCCAUAGCCCUGGCCCUGCGUGCCUCCGAGGAGCACUGGCGCCGCAACGAGGCCCAGUCGAAGCUGGACGGAUUCGACUACACGCGCAGCGACAUGGCCUGGGAGUUUCUGCAGCAGAUGGGCAAGCUCCACUUCCUGGGCGUAUCCGGUCCCGUCUCGUUCAGCGGUCCGGAUCGUGUGGGCACCACGGCCUUCUACCAGAUCCAGCGGGGCCUGCUGGAGCCCAUUGCGCUGUACUAUCCCGCCACCGAUGCCCUGGACUUCCGCUGCCCCCGCUGCCGACCCGUCAAGUGGCACAGCGGGCAGGUGCCCAUCGCCAAGCGGGUCUUCAAGCUGCGAGUGGCCACCAUCGCCCCACUGGCCUUCUACACCAUCGCCACCCUCUCGAGCGUGGGCAUUGCCCUGGCCAUCGCCUUUCUCGCCUUCAAUCUGCACUUUCGGAAGCUCAAGGCAAUUAAACUUUCCAGCCCGAAGCUGAGCAACAUCACCGCAGUGGGCUGCAUCUUCGUCUAUGCCACCGUCAUCCUGCUGGGCCUCGACCACUCCACGCUGCCCUCGGCGGCAGACUCCUUUGCCGCAGUCUGCACGGCACGCGUCUAUCUGCUGUCGGCCGGAUUCUCGCUGGCCUUUGGCUCGAUGUUCGCCAAGACCUACCGGGUGCACCGCAUCUUCACACGCACCGGGAGCGUGUUCAAGGACAAAAUGCUGCAGGACAUCCAGUUGAUUCUGCUCGUGUGCGGCCUGUUGCUGGUGGACGCCCUCCUCGUCACCCUCUGGGUCGUCACGGACCCCAUGGAGCGGCAUUUGCAUAAUCUGACACUCGAAAUCAGCGCGAUUGAUCGGAGUGUUGUCUACCAGCCCCAGGUGGAGGUCUGCCGCUCGCAGCACACCCAAACGUGGCUGAGUGUCCUGUACGCCUACAAGGGCCUCCUGCUGGUGGUGGGCGUGUACAUGGCCUGGGAGACGCGCCACGUGAAGAUACCCGCCCUCAACGACUCGCAGUACAUCGGCGUCUCUGUGUACAGCGUGGUCAUCACGAGUGCCAUUGUCGUCGUCCUGGCCAACCUCAUAUCGGAGCGCGUGACGCUGGCCUUCAUCACCAUCACGGCCCUCAUUUUGACCUCCACCACGGCGACGCUGUGCCUGCUGUUCAUCCCGAAGCUGCACGACAUUUGGGCGCGAAAUGACAUCAUCGAUCCCGUGAUCCACAGCAUGGGCCUCAAGAUGGAGUGCAACACGCGACGCUUUGUGGUCGACGAUCGCCGGGAGCUGCAGUAUCGCGUGGAGGUCCAGAACAGGGUCUACAAGAAGGAGAUCCAGGCGCUGGACGCGGAGAUCCGCAAGUUGGAGCGGCUGCUCGAGUCCGGUCUGGGCACCGCCUCGACGACCACGUCCUCGUCCACCUCCCUGCUGCAGGGAGGCCACGCCCACCUGAAGCCAGAGCUGACCGUCACGAGCGGACUGUCGCAGACGCCGGCUCCGAGCAAGUCGCGCACCCCGAGCAUCUCCGGGAUCCUGCCCAACCUGCUGCUCUCCGUGCUCCCGCCGGUGAUUCCGCGCGCUAGCUGGCCCUCGGCGGAGUACAUGCAGAUCCCGAUGCGGCGAUCGGUGACCUUUGCCUCGCAGCCGCAGCUGGAGGAGGCCUGCCUGCCCGCCCAGGACCUGAUCAACCUGCGGCUCGCCCACCAGCAGGCCACCGAAGCCACCAGCCGGACGGGGCUCAUCGACCGCCUCCGGGGCAUCUUCUCGCGCACCGCCUCCAGCAACAAGGGCUCCACUGCCAGCCUGGCGGACGGCCAGAAGGGCCUCAAGGCGGCCUUCAAGUCGCACAUGGGCCUCUUCACCCGCCUGAUUCCCUCCUCGCAGACGGCCUCCUGCAAUGCCAUCUACAACUCCCCGAUUCAGAAUCCGGGCCCAGAGGCGGGCGGCCUCCCCGUCCAACUCGAGUCCAACUCGAACGGGCGGACGCAUCUGAAGGCCAUCCACCGCGGAUCGCUCACUCAAAGCGGCACCCACCUGGACCACCUGGCCAAGGAUCCCGGCUUCCUGCUGCCCUCCAUCUCCACCAUCUCCGGGGAGCAUCUGGGCGGACCCGUGCCCGCCCCCGACGGCAGGUAUGUGAAGCUGCUGGAGACCAGGGUGAACUUUCAGCUGCCCAGCAGCCGCCGGCCGUCGGUGGUGCAGCCGACGCCCAGUCUGCGGGAGCGGGUCAGGGGCUCGCCGCGCUUCCCCCACCGCAUCCUGCCGCCGGCCGCCUGCAGCCUGAGCGCCCUGGCCGAGUCGGAGGACACCAGGGCGCCGGAUAUGAGCAGCAUCAUAGGCAGCUGCAAGUCCAUUCCGCGCAUCUCCCUGCAGCAGGCCACCAGCGGGGGCACCUGGAAGUCCAUGGAGACGGCGGCCAAGUCGCGCCUCUCGCUGGGCGACUCCCAAGAGGACGAGACCCCAGAAACACCAGAAACCGAGGUAGGGCCGGUGCAGGUGCAGGUCGAGGCGGUGCCAUUGAAUGGCCUAGGUUAGACCCUCCCCCGUCCUCCGCCCAGUCCUCGUCAAUUAGAAGCAAACACCAAGCAAUUAUUUUCGACAGACACGCGCCUCCCAAGCCCCCCCCCCAAGAGAAUCCCUCCCCCAACAGAGACCACAGAGAGGCGAGAGGCAAGAGCCAAGAGCCAGAGCCAGAGCCAGAGCGCGUGUGCAACUGACCAAUCAUCAGCUUAAAGCAAUCAAACGCAUUAGGGAUAACGCCUAGAUAAGUCACGAUACGAGUAGCUCCUCCAAUCAGCCAGUCAUCAUCUUCCAGAAGGAGGAGAGACCCUCCCCCAUUCCUCCCCCUCCACUCUAUCCCCCACUCGAUAAUGUGAUUAACCCCUGAGUCCCAGCCCCCUCUUAGAGUGUUCCCCUGCUCUCUUGUAGGAUAAGUAGAUGGCUUUUCUUUAGCUAGUGAUUGAACACCCCCCCCCAAGACCCCUGCAGAACCCCUCCUUCCCCCCCUUCUCUAGACGUAAGGAAUCGUUUUGGGUUUUUCGUUUGUUGUGCGCUGCACCGCAGGACCUCCAUCCACGGUGGUGCAUCCAGUGUAUCCAGAGAGCAAUACUAUCGUACUAUCGUAUAUCGUACUUACAAUACAAUCUAGAGUUAGGGCCUCAGAGAAUCAGAGAGAAUCACAGUCGGCGUUAGAGUAGGGUUCCAAAUACAAGCCAAUAUGAUUAAUUAUCGCCACAGUCGUAGAUGAAUCCAUGAAUCAUGUGUGUAGGGCAUAAGUAGGGGUAGUAGACGCCACUUAAGGAUCCCCCCAGACCCCACAUUUCCACAGCCCCCCCCACCGCACAGUGGGCCAUUUGGCUCUUCGAGAGGAAUGAAAAAAGUUUAUCUUCCAAAAGGAUAAGUUUUAAGGAAUUUUAAAGAAAUAAGGUACAAACUGGGAAUUUUUAAAUAUAUUUUUAAUUUUAUAUAUAUAUUUUUUUAAUUUAAAUUUUCUGUUUACUUUGUAAAUAUUUUAGGAAGAAGCAAAUAUGUGUUUCACUCGGUUUGGCAGUCUGAAUCUGACUUUUCACAGCCUUCAAUAUAAUCUAAUAGAGAAAAAUAAUGUUUCCAGGAAGUUCUUUGUCUGCUGAUGCCAUAUCAUGGGCCAACAAUGGACUCAUACAAGAGAGCGGUAGAGCUGGAGUGACUUUUGAGAGAGCGCCUGGAGUCACUUUCGAAAUCCCACCCCAAAGAAUUGUGUACCAAAAAAAUGUAUGGCCGUUACUCUUCUUAUUUUGGUGAUUCCAUUUUGAAGCAUUCGAAACAAAAGCGGGAAAAGGAGCCACUGCUUCUUUGGCCUCUGUGGAUGUUUUAUUUUUCUUUUUUAAGGUCCAAAAUUUUAAUUUCGUUCGAAACAAAAGCAGAAAAAGCAAAAGUAGAGGAUGUGUAUGUUUUAUUUAUAAUUUUUAAGGUCGAAAAUGGUCAUUUCCUUCCCCGAAAUCAGCCAAAUCGCCCACUGUGCCUCCCUCUGUCUGGGCCAGAAGGCGCUCUCCAGUCUGGAGAGAGUCUCGGCCGCUGCCAUCAUAGGGACUAAGCCACUAAGUUUUAGGAUUGUAAUCCAAUUCCAUUCCCCCCUCACUCCAGCUACACAUUCCGCAGGAUAACUUCAAUAAACAAUGGAGCCUAGGCAGAAAUGCCAGGCCAGAGAAUAAUGAUUAAUUAA